AUAAAUAUAAAUAUAUCAUACAUGCCACUGGGACUAUAAACAUCAUUUUCUCGGACACUUGACACCACACUUCCGGAGCCAUGGAAGCCUCUGCAGCUCUAAGCUCAGGCACGAGGACUCUGUUCUUUAGCGGGCCAUCAAAGCUAUUUCCCAGCAAGAAAUGGGAUCCUCGCUCUGGGUCUUGCUGUUAUCUGAAUUCCAAGUCCAGGGUUGCCUUGUCCGUCACCCCUGCUCGGUGCCGGAGCAGGAUCGCCUCUUCAUCGGCUCAAACUUCGUCCCCGGCCGUUCAUGUUUCGCCGGAAAAGCUUGAACGUGUAGAGACAUCCAUCGAGAAGGUAAUUUAUGGGUGUCGCUUCUUUGCUAUCCUUGCGGUCUGGGGUUCCCUGAUUGGAUCUUUUCUUUGCUUUAUCAAGGGUUGCGUUUGUGUUGUUGGAGCAUUCCAAGCAUAUGUUGUGACCCGUGCAAAGGUUAUUCUAUUGCUCGUUGAGGCUGUUGAUAUAUAUCUGUUAGGUACAGUAAUGCUAGUUUUUGGCAUGGGGCUUUAUGAGCUCUUUAUCAGCAAUCUUGACAAGGCAAAUUCAGCAUCAAAGGAUAGAUUGGCAUACAGAUCAAAUCUCUUUGGCAUAUUCACUCUAAAGGAACGACCAAGAUGGUUGGAAAUAAAAACUGUCAACGAGCUGAAAACUAAAAUUGGGCACGUAAUAGUGAUGCUUCUUCUCAUCGGUUUGUUUGACAAGAGCAAAAAGGCUGUUAUACAGUCGCCUGCAGAUCUGCUUUGCUUCUCAGCAUCAGUGCUACUUUCCUCUGGCUGCUUAUAUCUGCUUUCUAGACUCAAUGAGUAAAUUAGGUAUGAAUAGGUAGGUAUGUACAUAUAUUAUGUGCCUAGUCUUGAAACAUAUAUUAUGAGACACUUGUGUAUAUCUUUCUUCUAGUCUUUGACUAAUGGUAGAUAUCAAGGCAAGCUUUCUUCUGCUUGUCUCUAUCAAUUGCAUACUUAUUGAUUUUCCA
Molecule: messenger RNA, 1008 nt
Organism: Ipomoea triloba (trilobed morning glory)
Lineage: Eukaryota; Viridiplantae; Streptophyta; Magnoliopsida; Solanales; Convolvulaceae
Exons: 5
Coding region: 81-842 (253 amino acids)
Source: RefSeq, a predicted model, not a curated record